ACACCAACCAAGCAUUCAAAAGGUCCAUGAUGCUGCAGCGUGCAUACCGCCCCAAUGCCGGGGCCUCCCUACGGUUCCACGCCCCCGCGCGUACCAUCCGCUCUUCGGCUCCGCGUUGGACGCGUCCAAACUCGAGUAGCACCGGCCCGUCACCAAGCUCCUCCUCCAACUUACCAAAGUACGCACUCGGAGCUGCUAGCGUCGCCGCCGGCUGGUUCAUCGCCGAUGUGGUGCGAGAUCGCGGAAAUGGCAAGGCCACCAGCAUCCCUUCGAGCCUGAAGCCUGGCACUCUUCCCAGCCUGGGAUCCGGACCCGUUGACUUGGAUGCCCUGGCCAAGACACCGGUUGAUGGGGGCAGCUUCGAGACUGCGGAUGCGAAGCUCCGUGAGGAUGUCUUUGUGGGAUCUUUCACUGCUGAGGGCAAGCACACCCACGUCCACGCCGCGAGAGUCGCGAGCAACCACCCUGUCGAGGACGUCAUGACAUUCUCCCUUGGCCCGGGUGUUGGGAAAUCAGAGACAUUGUUCAACGGCGUCUACGAUGGUCAUGCCGGAUGGGCAACCUCGUUACUGCUCAAGAGCGCCCUCAUCCCUUCCGUGUCCUCCUCUAUCGCCCAACUCAGCCGUGGCACCGAAGACGCAGCAGUUGAAACAGCCAUCGUCAAGGCUUUCACCAACCUCGACGACCUCAUCACAUCCAAUGCCCAAAAGGCCAUAGCCGGCCUGAAAUCCGGCGCAGUCGAGCCCGCCGACUCCAAGGUCAUCGCCGCCAUCGCCCCCGCCAUCGCAGGCUCCUGCGCCCUCCUCUCCAUUUUCGACCCAGCCACCUCGACCCUUCGCGUCGCCUGUACCGGUGACUCUCGCGCCGUCAUGGGCUCCAUCGCCCCCGGCGCGACCUCGUACUCGGCGCGCGCCCUCUCCAAGGACCAGACGGGCCACAACAAGGAUGAGUUUGACCGCAUCGCCAAGGAGCACCCGGGCGAGGAGGCGGAUAUGAUCGACACCAAGAGCGGCCGGCUCUUCGGCAUCGCCAUCACCCGCGCAUUUGGCGACCACCGCUGGAAGUGGACCGCGGACGCCAUCAAGGAAGCCCAGAACGACUUUUUCGGCACCGGUGUGCGGCCCAAGUACCUCACGCCGCCGUACAUGACCGCCGCCCCCGUCGUGACCACUGUAACCGAAAUCAAGGGCCCUGAUUUUGUCAUCCUUGCCUCCGACGGCCUAUGGGACCAUAUUUCGUCCGAACACGCGGUGGAAUGCGUAUCGCGCUGGAUCACGGCCAAGAAGGCCGGCGAGAAGACGCCGCAAGACAAGCUCGCCGUGACCCCGGGCGUCAAGAGCGAGUUCGACAUGUCCGGGGGCUGGGCGAACUGGUACGCCAAGCCCGAGCACUUUGUCGUCGAAGACCUCGACAACGCGGCUGUGCAUCUGAUCAAGAACGCGCUGGGCGGUACGCGUCGGUCCCUCUUCACCGGCGUCACGCUCGCCUACCCGCCGUUGGCUAGGAACGUCAGGGAUGAUGUUACGGUUCAGGUCAUCUUCUUCCAGGACCCGGCCAAGGAGGCCUAA
Messenger RNA from Colletotrichum scovillei, 1568 nucleotides. RefSeq names its product protein phosphatase 2C. The coding region runs from base 27 to 1568 and encodes 513 amino acids. Gene Ontology annotation, biological process: protein dephosphorylation. The transcript has 2 exons. Gene Ontology annotation, molecular function: protein serine/threonine phosphatase activity. The record is from RefSeq and is a predicted model, not a curated record. Lineage: Eukaryota; Fungi; Ascomycota; Sordariomycetes; Glomerellales; Glomerellaceae.